UAGUUUUGUUUAGCUGGAUGUACUAAUUUGUUUUCUUUUCUAAAUGAAGUUUUAAAUACGUUAUAUUUAUCUAUUUGGUUCCUUGUGAGACUACAAUCAUGUCUAUUUAGUAUAGUUUUUAGAUUUUUGGUCACCGUAAUCGGUUUGACACCAGAAGUAUGAGAUUGUCGUCGUGUACAUUAGCCUUGUAUAUUUAUUAGUGGUGCAUUGGUGUUGCGAAAUAGGAACAAUACACCCUAUAACCAUGGGUAUAAUGUACGAGAAGCGUCCUCUGAAGAGGCCAAGACUUGGUCCUCCCGAUGUGUACCCCCAAGAGCCCCGCCAAAAGGAAGACGAGCUAACAUCAACGAACGUUAAACAUGGGUUUUCCACAACACCGCAAUCUAGUGAUGAGUUUGGCACCGCAAGAAAUUUUAAUUAUUCAGCGUCCAAGAUUGGCCAAUUCUUCUCUAGCAUUCUUUCAAAAAAGGAAGAGCUAAACACCCUGCCUGAUUGUGGAAGGAAGAGGCAGCAGGUGAACCCUAAAGACAAUUUCUGGCCAGCCACUGCACGGACCAAGGCACAGAUUGAAGCUUGGUUCAAAGAUUUAGCAGGAAGCAAACCACUAUCCCAACUAGCAAAGAAAGCACCAAACUUUAAUAAGAAAGAAGAGAUAUUUAUAACUCUGAACGAGUACCAGGUGUCAAUGCCAAGAGCGGCUUGGUUCAUCAAACUUAGCUCUGCAUACACUGUUGCUGUUUCUGAAGCUAAAAUUAAGAAGAGGCAACUACCUGAUCCUACUACAGAAUGGACUACAACAUUGAUAAAGUUUCUAAAGGAUCAAAUACCAAAACUAGCUGAACAUUACCAAAGUGCAGUUCCAGGGAAUGUGUCUGACAAAACACCACCUUCGCAAUCUGGUCAAGGUACACCUAGCCACAAUUCAUCUGGCAACCCACCGGGGAGUUCCACUCCAAAUUCCACUGUUCCCAACUCUAUGCACUCUCCAGGAAAUUCCAGUACACUUGGUUCCUUAACUCCUGGUGGGAGUGAGAGCACAGACUGGCGUCAAGCGCUGAAGCUUUGGAACUACUGCACCAGGCUCGCCAAGUAUCUGCUGGAUGAAGGUCUACUUGACAGACAUGACUUCCUCACGUGGAUUAUUGAGCUGCUAGAUAAGAGGGCACCUGAUGAUGGACUGCUGAGGUUGUUCCUACCACUGGCGCUUCAACAUAUGGCCGAGUUCACAUGCUGUGAGAGCCUGUCACGCCGCCUCGCUACUUCUUGCGCUAAGAAGGCUGCUGCCAUAUGCUCUGUACUUUCUGACACCACUUUGAGGACCUUAAACCAGCCUGCUGUGUUUACUAAAACUGUUGAGAGGAGUACAGAACAAAAUGGCGCCCCAAUGUCACCUGCGCCCAAUGAUGCCAACGCUGAUGUCAAACCAAACAUAACCCAGAUCAAACGGGAGCCUACUCCCGUUGAAAACCAGGGCACUCCUAACCCCAACCAUUCAUUGGGUACUCCAAACCCUAACCACUCUUUGGGGACUCCUAACCCGAACCACUCGAUGGGGACUCCAAAUCCCCCGCAGCCGAUGGAUGUCCAAGUGAAGGAAGAAAGGGCUUCCCCAGCUAGAGAUACGAAGACUACAUUGACAACUGUGGUGGCUGCUGCCAUGAACCCUGUGCAAGUUGGGUUUGGGGAGAUACUCAACUGUGCUUACCAUAGAGAUGUUAUUAUACAGCUGGCUACGAUUCUACAGAUAAUUUGCAUCGAAUGUCCUACGGCGAUGGUGUGGUCGGGCUGUGGCUCGUCUCUGCAAGGAUCGCCGCUAGAUCUGUUGCCACUGCCGCCCUCAGCGUUACCUAUGCCUCAUAUGGAUACUGCUAUCACGGAGGAGCAUAGGAAAUUGGUAUACGAAGCUGAACAAGAAAUCUCGGCUAGAAGUAAAAAGGCCGAAAGUAAAUGGUGUACUGACAAAUGGCAGACCAGCUCUCAAGCGCGAGUGUUAGCAGUGCUUGAAGCAUUAGAUCGGCACUGCUUCGAUAGAGUGGACCCUAAUAAUAAUUUAGACACGCUGUAUAAAGAAGUGUUUGCCAACUGCCCGCCGCCUUCUAAGGAUAAUAGUGACACCAAAGACCCGGAGUGGGCAUGUCCAUACUCCGUGGUGCGGGUGGUAUGCGAGUGGGCAGUAUGCGGCGCGCGCUGGGGCGAGCACCGCGCGCAGGCGGCCGCCGCGCUGCUCGACCGCCGCCAGCACCACACCACGCACCACCACCAUGAUCACCACGCCACAGGGUCGGAUGACAAAGAAUCCGUGAGCUCGGGUACUGGGCUGUACAACGGACCGCCCAUAUUCCAGAAUCUUCUACUGCGCUUCCUUGACAAUGACGCACCAGUGUUAGACGAGAGCCCGAACGCUCCGCCGGGCAACAGACAGCAGUUCGCGAACUUAGUGCACUUGUUCGGCGAACUGAUACGACGCGACGUGUUCUCGCACGACGCUUACAUGUGCACGCUCAUUUCUAGAGGUGAUUUAAUAUCGCCUACGGAGCCAACAUCUACGGGCGGCGGGUCGCACACGGUGGCUCCCCCCGCCAACAGCACCGGCACCAAUCACAAUAUGGACGACGAUAUCUUCGCUGGCAUCGACCUAAAGCCUAAGAUGGAGGAGAACGUUCGUAUGGAUUUAGACGACUCUAAGAUAGACGAUGACUUGGACAAACUACUUCAGCAUAUCAAAGAAGAUCAACAAAAUUCUAUGGACGCGCCUGAUAGCCCGAAAGACCCUGGUGAACCUUCGCAUAGUGUAAACUCGCCAAUGAUGGGGCCUAGCGGUAUGAGUAUCCCGGGCAUACCGUCAAUGAGCAUGGGACCAAUGUCUGUUCCUGGCAUCCGUACCACCAGUUCAGGGCCAUCCAGUGGUUGCGGCGUCACCCAAGGCACGGUGUCCCGUCACUACCACUACACGCUGCACUUCCCACUACCGCCCGCCGAGCCGGAACACACACCGCAUGAUGCCAACCAGAGACAUAUACUGCUGUACGGGGUGGGACGUGCCAGGGAUGAUGCUAGGCAUGUUGUUAAGAAGAUGACUAAAGAAAUCUGUAAAUUAUUCUCCAAGAAGUUUUCAAUUGACGUGGCUGAAGGCGGAAAGAUUAAGAAGCAUUCGCGCAACGAAUUUAAUUUUGAAGCUGUUACACAGAAGUUUCAGGCGAUGUCAAUGUACGAGCAAGGUGCAGUCUCCUGGGCGGUCGGCAGUGCUGUGUGCGAAGCCCUGGCGGCGUACGCGGGCGGCGCCACCACCUACCUGCCGCAGCCCGAGCACGUGGCCUUCGCGCUAGAUCUCAUGGAGAUCGCGCUGAACGUGCACGGACUUAUUGAGACUUGUAUACAGAUUCUCAAAGAGCUAUCAGAGGUGGAAAGUGCACUCAUAGCCCGCGGUGCACCGAGCAGUGGUCUAGCGGCACCUCGUGCAUACACAUCGGCGCUUGCGCUUUACACGGUCGGCGCGCUUAGGAAAUACCACUCAUCUUUAUUGUUAUGCGUAGAACAAACAUCAGCAGUCUUCGAGCAACUAUGCCGGCUAGUCAAAUGCGUGGUGAACCCUGGCGACUGCGGGUCUGCAGAGCGCUGCGUAUUAGCACAGUUACAUGACCUGUAUAAGGCAGCAGCUCAUCUCUGUCAUGCGCCCCACGCUGAUACGUUUGCUAAUGCAUACCCUAAGAUCAAACAAGCGCUGUACUCGCCUCUUCAGCCAACACCAUCCAACUAUCCUUACAAUCCACAGUUUUUAAGCGAAUUCUUCACUAAUCCUAGAAAAGGUAAAAUAGAAAUAGCGUGGGCGCGGCAAGUGGCUGAAUCGCCCGCUAAUAGGUACAGCUUUGUCUGCUCUGCAAUGCUGGCCGUGUGUCGGGAGGUAGACAAUGAUCGUGUAAACGAGUUAGGGGUGGUAUGCGCGGAGAUGACGGCGUGGUGCAGCGGGCUGGCGGCGGAGUGGCUGGGCGCGCUGGUGGCGCUGUGCGGCGCGCAGCACUACCCCGCGGCCGCGCCGCACGCCGCGCCGCCGCCGCUCUACCCCGACCUGCUGCUGCACCGCGACCUGCACGACCAGGCCGCCCACGACGCGCUCGCUGUCUUCACUUGUAUACUCGUCGCGCGUCACUGCUUCUCCCUCGAAGACUUCGUGCGUCACGCGGCGCUGCCUUCGCUCCUCAAGGCCUGUGGAGGCGGCGGCAGUUCAGGCAACGCUCCCAACGCGCCCUCACCCGACACGGGUGCGAGGCUCACCUGUCAUCUUCUACUGAGGCUGUUCAAAACUGUGGAUACUCCACAACCUGGUUUAUACUCCGUAUCCACAUCACCGGGCCCGGGCGGUGCGGCGGCUGGUGUAAGACUGUCGUGCGAUAGGCACUUGUUGGCCGCUGCGCAUAAGAACAUCGGUGUAGGACCUGUACUCGCCACGCUGAAAGCUAUACUCAUGGUGGGCGACUCAACUGCCCGUGAUGGAGGCAAGCCCGGCGGCAAGAAGUCCUGCGAACUGUCGCAUAUUCUAGGCACUAGUGACACAGUGCCUACCGACGCUCAACUGGACCUUAUGUCGAUGGUAGAUUCAGAGAUGAGUGGGGGCCAUAGAACUCCUAGGGGUAGCGGAGGUGUGGGGUCUACACUCCUCGACUCUUCGCAAUCGCUCUCGUCUUUAGCACGAAGGGUUCUAGCAGAGAUUUGCUCAGAAGAAUGGGUGCUGCAGAAAUGUCUGCAGAACCCUGAUGAGUUGUACCAGCCCGAUAUGCUGUUGGAUCCGAUGCUGACUUCAAGACAGGCGCAAAGAUUACUCCACAUGAUCUGCUAUCCUGAAUCAGCGAGUCACACCCAUCCCGAUCUCGAUCAGAAGACAAUGAUCACACGACUUCUUGAGAACCUAGAGCAGUGGUCGCUGCGCAUGUCGUGGCUGGACCUGCAGCUGAUGUUCAAGCAGUUCCCGAGCGGCUCGUCGGAGCUGAGCGCGUGGCUCGACACCGUGGCCCGCGCUGUCAUCAACGUCUUCCAGCAGCCCGCGCCGCCGCCGCCAGAUAAAGACAGAACUGGCACGGACCGCGGCGUGGUGAGCACGAGCAAGUGGUCGGAGUCGGUGUGGCUGGUGGCGCCGCUCGUGGCCAAGCUGCCGGCCGCCGUGCAGGGACGGGUGCUCAAGCAGGCGGGACAGAUAUUAGAAAGCGGUUGGGGCGCGGGCUGCAGCGGCAACUGUUCAAGCGGCGGCGGCGGAGGCGGCAGCUCGCAUCGCGACUGCAAGAGUCAUCAGAGCCCCAGUUAUAAAGGGUCCGCAGGCGGCGGCAGUGGGGGUAAGCGCGGCGUGAGCGGCGGCGGCUGCAGCGGCGGCUGCGCGUGCGGCGGCGGCAGCGCCGUGCGACUCGCCAACGAACCGUUACUGUCGCUCGUACUCACGUGUUUGAGGCAUCAGGAUGAUCAGAAGGAGAGCUUACUAAGCUCAAUCCACACCCAACUAGUCCACUAUCUCACUCACGCACGUGAACACGAGCGGGCGGCGUGCGGCGACGGCUGGCAGGACGACGCCGCGCCCGACGCCUUGCUGCUGCGCUUCUCUCUGGCCGGCGGCAUGUUCGACGCCAUCCGACGCUCCUACCAGCUCACGGCCGACUGGGCCGUGCUGCUCACACAGCUCGUGGCGCAUCAGCUCAUCGACGCCUAUAAUAAUAGUUUGUGUCGCAGCAACCUGUUCACGACUGUCAUCGACAUGCUUGCCACCCUGAUCCACUCGACCCUCGCUGACGGAGGUGACGACAACAAUAGGAAACAUUACCAGAACCUCAUGAAGAAGUUGAAGAAGGAGAUUGGGGAUCGACACGGGCCGUCCGUCCAGUGUGUGCGACAACUACUGCCUUUGUCUAAGAAUACUAUUAUAGAGGUCAUCGCCUGUGAACCCAUCGGAUGUCUAGUGGAUCAAAAAGGAAACAAAAUAACCGGUUUUGACAGUGACAAGAAACAGGGUCUGCGUCUGACGGACAAGCAGCGCGUGUCGAGCUGGGAGCUGGUGGAGGGCGGGCGCAACCCCGCGCCGCUGUCGUGGGCGUGGUUCGCCGCCACCAAGAUCGAGAGGAAACCGCUCACUUAUGAGAACGCACAUAGAUUACUGAAAUACCACACACAUAGCCUGGUGAAGCCACUCAGUUAUUUUCUAGAACCACUGCCUUUGCCGCCUGAGGAUCUUGAAACUAAUGACAGUAAACAGGACAAUGGCAGUUUAGAUUCAAGCCCGACCGGUGCGGGUAAAACGCGAUCACGCAACGCUCCCUGCAAGAAUAUCAAAAAAUCUAAGCCGACUACACCGACAAACGGAGUUGCGGCACCGGGCGGCGUUGGCACGGCCGGCUUGCCUCCACAGCAACCACAACAACCACAGUUCAUGCAGCAGCAACAAUGGUUCCCGCCACCUGGACAGAACUACUACAAUCCACCAGCGGGUGUGAGUCCCCGCAGCGUGUCUGCGGCGCCGCCGUCCAACAACCAGUCGAAGCAGGCGCUCAGCAACAUGCUGCGACAGCGAGUGCCCUUCAACCAGAUGACGCAGAUGCAGGUCAAUCAAAGUGGCGGCUACCCCGGCGCGCCGCACAGUCGCGCGCCGUUCCCCCGACAGACAAUGCGGCAGAUGCAGCCCAACCAGAUGGGAGCCAUGCAGUCCGCCCAAAUGAACCCAAUGGGGGGAAUGGGCGGUAUGGGUCCAAUGGGCCAGAUGGGCGGUGUACAAAUGGCGGGCCAGAUGGGCGGCGGUCAGAUGGCAGCCACACAAAUGGGAGCAGGACAGAUGAGUGCUGGACAGAUGGCUGGCGGGCAGAUGGCCGGCAUGGGCGGACAGAUGUUCGGCGGACAGUAUGCAGGCAUGCAGCAGGGGUACGGAGGAUAUGGACAGCAGAUGAUGCAGGGCGGACAGCAGCAGAUGAUGAACCAGGGAAUGGGCCAGGGUGUCAACCAAAUGGGCCAACAAGUGAACCCUAUGAGCCAAGGCGUGAACUCCAUCGGGCAGAACGUCGGUCAAAUGAACCAGGGCGUCGGGCAGCCGACACAGAUGCCUCAAUCUAUGGGUCAGAUGAAUCAAGGUAUGGGCCAGAUGGGCCAGCCUAUGGGUCAAAUGGGCCAGAUGGGGCAGGGUGGCGGCAUGUCCGCUAUGAACAGCCAAGCCGCCUCUAUGGGACCUCAGGGUGGUAAUUCCAUGGGUGGAUUCCCUGGACAACAGACAUUCCAGCAGAACAUGAUGGGCGGUCGAGCGAGCCAAGAAGCAUAUCUAGCGCAACAGAGACAAAAUGCUCGACCAUCAUACAUGCAGCAAGCGCCAAACGUGACAAUGGGCGGCAUGGGCGGCCCGGCGCCUCCCUACCCUCGCGGCAUGCAGAACCAGCAGAGCUCGCAGUACCAGCAGCAGAUGAACCAGCAGCGCAUGCGCCAACAGAUGCUCGCCAUGCAGCAGCAGCAGCAAGGACCUCUAGUGCAGCAUCUGCAGCGGCAGCAGUACCAACCACCGUACUAAAGUUAACUUUCCAUUACGUUAUGCGUACCAAAUUGACUGUGUCACAAUAUGCUGUAAAGGGUCGUCCAUUAAUCACGUGAUGUAUUUAGCAUUUUUUUUUUUCAUUUUCCUCUGGUUUUAGAUGAUGAUUUCUUUUAUCUGUCUAUCUGUCGCGCUUUUACCUCAAAACUGAACCGAUUUGAAGUUUUUGCCCGUGUCAAUGGACUCACGUGAUUAAUAGACCGUCCCCAGCUUCCUCCGUACAAAUAUGAUAUGAAAGCUACUUGAAUAUACAUAUGUAUAUUGAGUAUCUAUAAACAAAGCAGCGUUCGCUGGUAAAUACCAAAACAAAUAUUAUCCACCUAAAUAAUGGACCAAAUGCAGAGAUACUUGCCGAUACACAUUGACCAAAGUCCCAAGUGUUCAUUUUGUCUAAAGAUUGAAAUAAUAAGUCAAUAGUAAACCAAUCUGGUUUACAAGUAUUGCUGUUAUACCUUCGUGAAUGUCAUACGCCGUCCACAAAUCAAAACAAGGGCACUAGAGCUACAUUAUAGUAGCCUAGACAAUACCACAGUUUAAAUAAAUUCUCUUGUAAACAGUUGUGAAGCUACGUACUAAGGUUCAGAACAAUGUCACUACCGCAUGACAGUCGAUAUAGACAGCACCGGUAGCGCCGAUAAAAAUUCGUCCAAGCUCAUGCGUGUGUGAGUGACAUUUUUACGAAAGUUAGUAGGUAUCUUCACAACUGUACAUCUUUAUUCUGUGACAAUACUAUGAUUGUAUAUUUGAAAUAUAUACCUUAUUUGACACAAAUGAACUAAUCAUAAUUUAAUAAAUAUACAAAUCUUGAAAAAUACGAUUAUUGGAAAAGGAAGUCAAAUUAGAAAUUAUAUUUUUACAUGAGGUAAAGUUGAAAUCCAUUUUUCGUUUCUUUUUUUUUUUAGAAAAUCUAUAAUGUAGUCCUAGUUUAUAUGAAACUUAUUUUCAUAGACGAACACGAAUGUGCGAUGAAAAAAGUUUUUGGUAAUAUUUUAGACAAAACUUUUGUUGCAAAUAUUGCAAUAUUUUUGGCAUUGGACAAUUGCAUUAUUACCUAUAAUCAAAAUGUAGAGAAAUUACGAUUGUAUUUAUUUUUUUAUCCGUAGAAUGAUCUUAUGUUGUGAGUUUGUUUUGAAUCUGCUGUCAUAAAUCGAGUCUUGAAUGCUUUGCCUCAUUGACCGUAAAUGUUCAAGCAGGUUGGCGUUAUUUUCUAGUACAAUUUGUAAACUCACAAUCACCAUAAAUGUUAAUUGUAAAUAGUUGUCGUUUAUGUUUAUUAUAAGGACAAUUUAGAUGA
Helicoverpa zea (corn earworm) is the source of this 8840-nucleotide messenger RNA. It is a transcript of the gene kto, whose product is annotated as mediator of RNA polymerase II transcription subunit 12-like. Gene Ontology annotation, molecular function: transcription coactivator activity. Gene Ontology annotation, cellular component: mediator complex. Gene Ontology annotation, biological process: regulation of transcription by RNA polymerase II. The record is from RefSeq and is a predicted model, not a curated record. The transcript is spliced from 48 exons. Lineage: Eukaryota; Metazoa; Arthropoda; Insecta; Lepidoptera; Noctuidae. The coding region runs from base 245 to 7525 and encodes 2426 amino acids.